Messenger RNA from Octopus sinensis (East Asian common octopus), 1714 nucleotides. RefSeq lists its product as uncharacterized. Lineage: Eukaryota; Metazoa; Mollusca; Cephalopoda; Octopoda; Octopodidae. Bases 814 to 1662 code for a protein of 282 amino acids. The record is from RefSeq and is a predicted model, not a curated record. The transcript has 9 exons.
CACAGCUUGCUGUCUUUCUAUUUGCUUGCUUCAGUGACCGCACAAAACACAAAUGAUUCAUCAAAGUUUUCGAUCAAAGUGUACAUUUAAAAUCAAUUAGCACAUGGACUCCUUUCUUCUGAUUAUACACAGAAAAAUGCACGUAGCACCAAUACAAAAGGGGAACCGGCGACACAUAUACCAAAUGGGGUUAAUUAGAGUAAAUUGUAUUCGUGAAAUACAGUUGUUCUGAAUUUGCAGUAAGAAGAAGUCACCGUUGGUAGUGGUGGGUGGGGGUCGCUAGGAGUGUCCCCUGGGUCCCAAGGGAGCGACAAUCUGAAAGAAUUUGGGUAUCCCUGCCUUACACGAAUGUCCAGCACAGAAUCAAAGAGACAAUAACAAAAUCUACCUGUGACGUCUAUCCUAGUUUCUGGGAACUUUCCAAUGCUGAUAUGUAAAGUGAAACAAAUAAUCAUGUUGCCAUGAUAUUGAAUAUUCAUAUCAAUAGCAUUCAACCAAAAGAUUACCUCACAUAUCCGCUUUAAACUUUAGAUACCACCUGGCAACAAAAUGAUAUGAAUGAAUAUAUGAAUAUAUGUAUGUGUGGGAUGACGUCAGCAGCUGGGUGAGCUGACCGGAAGUUGGGGCAACCGGAAGGGGAAGCCCUGAGGCGCGCGCAGGGAGCGGCGAUUUCGGCCUUUCGAACGAGGGUCGUCGACGGGUGAAGACGUUGCUAAGGUUGGUGAAGCAGCUUCUAUCUUUAGCGUUCGGGUCGAGGCUGUGUCGGAGGAUCCGUUACCCCUGAAGGCUCUCCGUCAGAGCGAAGAGAAGGUCAUGGAUAUAAAAUUUUUCUGUUUGUUGGUGAUACUAUAUUCAACAAGUGGAAGUAACAGCUUUAAAAUUAUUCAAAAUGAAACAGCUUGGUUAGGAGAAAGCCUUGUUCUUCAGACAGAAGAAAUUCCAAAUCUGAAAAGACCUGCAGUUUGGAAAUACAAUAAUUAUAAAUAUGAAUGUGAUAGGACAUGCGCCACUGGGGCUUAUACAGUUACUCAGGAUGGUAAUAUUUCAACUCUUACAAUCAAAAACGUAUCUUGGGAAUUCUCAAAGUGGUCUUUUAACGAUGAUGAUUUACGAGUUGCACACCUUAAACUUGACAUAAAAGUGAAACCAACGAUUGAGAUCAUGAAUGAAACAGAUUGUAAAUACAAUGUAACAGCAAAAUGUUCUUUACCUGUGACACGUAUAGAAUGUUACCUUGGAAAGGCUCUACAACCAUUUAUUUCAAACAAAACAGAAACUUGUCCGGAUGGAAAAACUUACACAUCCAGUGCUACAUUAGAACCUCCUUCUGGGAAUCUGAAAUGCAGCUUUACUAUCGACAGCAUAUUCAGUGCUGAACGAACUACAGAAGUUAAUUGUAACAUUCCAUCUGCUACAACAUCAGAUUUCUACACAUCUGUGUACAUUGAAAGUUCAUCAAUUAAUGAUAAUGUCAAUACAACUGAAAUUAAUGAUAAUGUCAAUACAACAAAAUCUUUUGUAGGUCGCCUUUCACAGUCAACAAUAUUACAAUCAACACCAACCACUACAAAAGAAUCUUCAGCAGAUGGUAAAACUAAACAAAUAAAUUGCAUCAGUAUUAUCAUUGCGGUUCUUAUUAUUAUUGGUGUCGUGGACACCUAAAAAUAUUCCUACGUGCAAAAAAGUUGCUUCAGUCGUUACGCUGAAAUGCCUU